CCAUUGUGCCAAGUUUCUUGUUUUGCUGAGUUUUUUCAAAAGUUGGCAGGCAGGCAGUCAAGGGUUAAGGCAGGACUCCGCUGCUCCAGUGGUGGCACCUGUCAGUGGGAGGGAGCUGGUGGAGAGCAGAAAGAGAGAGACACACAGAGAGCGGGAGACUGGAGUGAGUUUACCAGAGUCUCCAGCAAAGCAGGGAGGCAGCCAGGAGAAAGCCACAUGGAGGUCUCCAGCUGCAGAGGGUGAAAAAAAGGCAUCUUUCUGCCCACGCCUGGCUGGAAAGAGGGCAAAACCUGGCAUGGGGGGAUCCUAAGGAGGCCAGAGUAUAACAACAUCAACAAGGAGGAGGAGGCGGCAGACUAGACUGUCCAGACAUCGAAAGGAGGGAAUAGAGGAGAAGAGGCAGAAAAAUGCAGCUGACACGUUGCUGUUUCAUAUUCCUCAUCCAAGGGAGCAUCUAUCUGCUGGUUAUCUGUGGUCAAGAUGAAGCUACAGAAGAAGAUGAAGAAGACAAUGGAAACCCACCUAAAGAACAAAGAACCCAGGUACAAAAGAAGAAGAACCAACUGUCCCUGAAGUCCUCCUCAAUAGCUUCAUCCAACUUACAGAACACAAGUCUAUUAGAGUUGGCCUCUAACAACAACCAAGAAUUUUGGGAUGUCUUAGAGAAUUUGUCUAAGCAAGGCCAAGGCCCACAGCCCUUGCGUGGCCGAAGGGACUCUGCUGCCAGCCCCAGUAGGCUUAAGAAAAUAUUUGGCUGGGGUGACUUCUACUCCAACAUCAAGACAGUCAAGCUGAAUCUCUUGAUUACAGGCAAAGUGGUCGACCAUGGAAAUGGCACAGUCAAUGUCUUCUUCCGGCACAACUCCACUGGACAUGGCAACAUAUCUGUCAGCCUAGUGCCCCCCAACAAAGCUGUAGAGUUUGACCUUGAGCAGCAAAUCUUCAUUGAGGCAAAAGAGUCCAAGAUCUUCAAUUGCAGGGUGGAAUAUGAGAAGGUUGACAAGGCAAAGAAGACUACCUUGUGUACGUAUGACCCAUCCAAGACCUGCUACCUGAACCACACACAGAGUCAAGUUUCCUGGGUUUGUUCCAAGCCCUUCAAGGUCAUCUGUAUCUACAUCACCUUUUACAGCAUAGACUACAGACUUGUGCAGAAAGUGUGUCCUGACUACAACUACCACAACAAUGUUCCUUAUUACCCUUCUGGGUGACAACGUACCUCUUCUGAGCUCAGAAGCAGCCCAAGUCCCAAACACAACUUGAUUUGGGGUUUGGGAGCAGGAAAUUGAGGCCAAGGGCUGGGAGAAGGAUGAGUCAUGGCUCUCCAGUGCUAGAGAAAUCACCAAACAAGCCUGGCCUCUGCUAAAGGAGGGGAGUUUCAGAGAACACCGACCAACAGACCGUGCUUGCAAGAAGCUCUGCAGUCUAUAAAAAGAAUACCAUCAUUAACCAAAUCCACAACUUCCACACUUUCAUGUGUACACUCAGACCAAAUCAUUAAUAUGCGCAAGGCAGACAUUCGAAAUUGCACUUUCUCUCCAGUGUUGCUCCCUAACACAGGGUUCAAUCCGUUGGGGAAUUCUGCUAUGAAAGCUUCCACGUGGCUUGUGCAGAAGGGCUGAAGCAGUAGUGAAGGCAAAAGUGAACAACCCUGGCUCACCAAAUGUUGUUAGAUUGCAGCUCCCAGCAUUCCUCAAGUUUGAUCUAUCUGGGACUGCUGGGGCUUGCAGUUCUUUGAGGGGGAGGUAUAAAAAUUCUUGCUGCUACUCUAUGACAGAAGGCAGAUAACUGACUCUCCAGAUAUUUCUGGAUUGUAAUUCUCAGAAUGCCUUAUUAUUAGAAAGGGAUGAUGGGAGUUGUAGGACAAAGACAUUUGGAGCGCCACAGUUGAACUAUCCUUGCCCAGGGUCAGAUUCAUCUAUAGUUCAUUAAACCACCCUUAAUGACAUCUGAAAUCUGCUAGCUAUUGUCUGCCCUGCUUCAUCUCCCCUCCCUUCCAACUGAGUCUCUAACUGAAAAUAGAAAAAACAGAUUGAGCCAGUGCAAGCUUUCAGUUUCCAAAUGGCUAUCCCUGGGCCAUAAAUUGUGAAUGAUCACCUACCUGCCAGAAAGGUGAAAACCUAAGUACUUGGCUAUAAUUGUUCCUUCUUUCCAGUCCAAUUGCCCUAUUAAGCCCUUUUUUCUUGCAACUUUUUUGGCCUAGCCCCAGUUAUGGCUAGGGCCCUUUCCACCUCCAAGUGAGGUGAGGUUGACUUGAAUAGAAUACUGAUAUCAUUGAUCUGUUGUUGCUACAACAAAUAUAUCAAGGACUCAGAGCACAGCAUACAUAGAGAAUGUAACCCAAAUAAAACAAUUGCACUGUCACUUGUUUGAAAGCAAGGGCGGGCAAUGUGCAGCUGGCUCCCAAAGGAUAUAUUGAUGGCCCUCAACCCCUCUAGGCUCACCCGAUUACCCUCCCCAAAAUGAUGAACUGCCUCUUCUGGGAGCCUCCAGAAUCAGGAAUAUAUGUUCCAAAUAGGGUUCAGGGUUCCCUUGAACAGUGCGACAUAACAUAUACUUGUUUUUAAAACCCAGAAUUGACUUCCAACUGCAUCUCCUUUAGGGGAGAAGUUGGCAUUUUGAGAGCAGUCUAUGAGGUUCUGGGAAGGUUGCAAGGGCUUAAAAUUGGCUGUUGGAGCUGCCAAUGAUGCUUGCCCUGGUUUAAAGGCAUCGUAUCCAAAAGGAAUGUUAAAAAUAGGUUGAACUUGCAUACGUUAAGUGGGAUGAAGAGUUUAUGGUGGAGACAUGGUAGCUGGGCUGAGGCAAGGAAACAUGCUAGCAUUCUGAGCUUGGAAAUUCAUUAUGCUAGCCCAGGCAUAGGCAAACUUUGGCCCUCCAGGAGUUUUGGACUUCAACUCCCACCAUUCCUAACAGCCUUUAGCCCCAACCUGGGAAAACAUAUUCCUUGCCCUGGCUUAAUAUAUUGAAGGGAAGGCUUGUUGAAGUUUGGACCUGGGUUUGCUAAAACAGAUGGGAGGCACUACAGCAGGCAUGGGCAAACUUUUUUGCCUUAGGGCCGCAUUAUGGGCCCGACUGAGAGGGUUGGGCCAGGAGAGAGGGCAGACUGGCACAUGCUGGGUGGGACAGGCCUGGGAGAGAUGGGGGCAGGAACUGUGAGAGGGUGUGGCUGGGAGGGGGUAGGUCAGGGCCCAGGUCAUCCUCCAGUUGUCCUCCUGGAAUAAGGAUGAGGCUGCUUGGCCCAUGCUUAUCCUGGGAGCAAAAACAAGACAUGUUGCGACUUCCCCGAUCUUCCUCUCCCAAUCUUUGGGCUGUCUUCUCAGUAUUAUGCUGGGAGGAGUGUGAGACAGGCAACGGCUGAGAGUGCUCCAGAGAGCUCUCAGCCUCUGCGUGUCUUCCUCAGGCUGUCCUCUCAGCAUAAGUACAGGACCACUCUCACUGUCCUUAUAGAGGGAGAAGGACAAAACAUGCGGUGACUGAGAGUGCUCCACAGGGCUCCCAGCUGCUAUGUGUCUUCCUCCCCCAUUCUUUCUACAUAAGGAUGUGGUGGGCCACCAUGUCCUUAUGCCAUAGGACAGGGAAAAUGAGAAGGGCCUGAGGUGGGUACCUAGGGGACCGCACCCGGGCCCCGGGCCUUAGUUCACCCAUGCCUGCACUACAGCCUCCUAAUCUGGCUGGAACAGUCCCAAUUGAACCUCCAUCAUCUCACUUUUUCAGAUACAGACAGUCCCUGAGUUACAAACUUCUGACUUAUAAAUGACUCAUAGUUAAGAACAGGGGUGAGACAACAGGAAGUGAGAGAAAUCUACCCUUAGGAAAGGAAAACCACUCCUGAAAGAGUUACAAUGGGAAACAAGUGUCUCCACUGAAAUGUUAUCACCAAUUCUUGUUUCCAUAGGUAAUGGUAAAGAUUUUCCCUUGACAUUAAGUCUAGUCAUGUCCAACUCUGAGGGAGCCGGUGUUGUCCAUAGACACCUCCAAGGUCAUGUACCCAGCAUGACUGCAGGGAGUGCUGUUACCUUCCCGCUGAAGUAGUACUUAUUGAUCUACCCAUAUGUGCAUGUUUUUGAACUGCUAGGUUGGCAGAAGCUGGGCCUAACAGCGGGAGCUCACCCCGCUGCCCGGAUUCCAACUGCCAACCUUUCGGUCAACAAGUUGAGCAGCUCAGUGGUUUAACCCGCAGCACCAUUGGUUUCCAUAACCAAAAUUUUCAAAAUCACAGGACAGAAAGUGAGGCGAAAUCUGAACAGGGGCACAGACAGCAAAAUGCAUGCAUCCAAAGCUGAUAUGUAUAUGGCUGAAGUUACACUUAAAAAUGUACCUGUUCCAACUUACAAACAAAUUCAACUUAAGAACAAACCAGCAGAACUUACCUUGUUCGUAACUUGGGACUUCCUGUACUUUAAAAAAGUCUCAGUCUCUUUCUCUUCCUUCCACAUACUCCCUUUGUCCUUGACUUACUUCAAUUGCUGGCAAGCUCAAAGUUUGCACUCAGUAAAUUCAGCAAGGAGAAUUGGGAGCUGUCCUUUCCAGUAGGCUUAGACAAAAGCAAACUGCUGCAGCCUCUCCUAGCCUGAAUGUUCUUCCUCAUUAACAACCUUUACCAUCUGGACCACAUCCGUCCUGGUUCUCAUCUUUGAAAUGUUGAAGGGGUAUGCCACACAUGUCACCGCACAUACUAUCUAGGGUCUCUUGCACAUUACACAGUUAUAGCACUUUGAUACUACUUUACUUGCUAUGGCUUAGUCCUAUGGAAUCCUGGGAUAUGCAUUUUUGUGAAGGGUUUAGCAGAGAGCUCUCACUUUCUCUCCACCUUGCAAAUCCUGAGAUUCUCAGAGUAGUGAUGAGCCCCAAAGGCCCACUUUCCCCUAGAUAUAUUCUACUUAAAAAUAACUAUAUAUAUAUAUAUGCAUGCACAACCUUAACUCCUGGGCAGUCUACCAGUGCAUAUGUGUACACUCAUGUACUACCAAGAAACACACCUUUAGGAGUUAGAAUAAUGCAUCUAGAUUUCCAUCAUGUUGCCUCCCAGUUUUUACAGAAUGAGGAUUUUUUUUACAAAUACUAGGAAUAUGAAGCCAGAAGGCAAAUUCAUGGGAGACAUGGCUAUCUAUCUGUUAAUCUUGAUGGCUAUACAAUAUUUUCAGUUUCAGAGAAAGUGGGUUGGGAAACACAAGCAAGUGGUACAAAUGCUGCUGGUGGCCAAUUCAGGACACCUGCUUAGCUACCAUGGAGACAGAAUGCUGUACUAGACAGUGCAUUUGUCUCCUUGUAUUCUUAUCAAUAGAGAAUAAAGCCCAACUCUUCUUAAAUUCUUCUGAAUUUGGGGAGGAUAAACCUAGGUGGACUUCUACUUUGGAUGGGGCUGAGUUCUCAGCCUUCAAAUGUGUGUGUUUCUACCUAAACAGUCUGGUAUGAAUUUUUGAAAAUAUUAAAACUCACACUGGAGAAAACAACUCAAGUUGGUACAGAUUUCAAGUUGCUAUGGAUUCAACAUAUUGUCUAAGGCAGUGGUUCUCAACCUGUGGGUCCCCAGAUGUUUUGGCCUUCAACUCCCAGAAAACCUAACAGCUGGUAAACAGGCUGGGAUUUCUGGGAGUUAUAGGCCAAAACACCUGAGAACCACUGGUCUAAGGCUUUCAUGGCCAGAAUCACUGGGUUGUUGUAGAUUUUUCAGGCCAUAUUGCCAUGUUCUAGAAGCAUUCUCUCCUGACGAGACAACAGACUCCACAACCUCUGAGGAUGACUGUCACAAAUGCAGGCGAAACGUCAGGAGAGAAUGCUUCUAGAACAUGGCCAUACAGCCCGAAAAAUCUACCAACAACCCACUUGCUAUGGAUUGCUUUCCAACUUUCAUUGAUGAUAGAUUAUGGACUAGCUCUACUG
Anolis sagrei ordinatus is the source of this 5883-nucleotide messenger RNA. It is a transcript of the gene NXPH3, whose product is annotated as neurexophilin 3. Gene Ontology annotation, molecular function: signaling receptor binding. NCBI's taxonomy places the organism in Eukaryota, Metazoa, Chordata, Lepidosauria, Squamata, Anolidae. The record is from RefSeq and is a predicted model, not a curated record.